Ascochyta rabiei is the source of this 1611-nucleotide messenger RNA. RefSeq names its product pre-60S factor rei1. Gene Ontology annotation, cellular component: preribosome, large subunit precursor. The record is from RefSeq and is a predicted model, not a curated record. Gene Ontology annotation, biological process: ribosomal large subunit biogenesis. Lineage: Eukaryota; Fungi; Ascomycota; Dothideomycetes; Pleosporales; Didymellaceae. Gene Ontology annotation, molecular function: zinc ion binding; nucleic acid binding. The transcript has a single exon. Bases 1 to 1611 code for a protein of 536 amino acids.
AUGGCGUCCCAACAAGUGCCCACCCAGGCCAACAUCCAGUCCACGCACCCCUUCACCUGCAACACAUGUCAGGUCGCAUUCCGCUCGGGCGAGUUGCAGCGGGCGCAUAUGCAGACGGACUGGCACCGCUACAACCUGAAGCGCCGUGUUGCCUCGCUGCCCCCCCUAUCUUCUGAGAUCUUCACCGAGAAGGUCCUUGCGAACAAGGCCUCUGCUGCCGCAUCCGCUGCAAAGGCGUCGUUUGAGAAAUCUUGCGCCGCCUGCCAGAAGACGUAUUAUAGCGAGAACGCCUACGCCAACCACGUGAACAGCCAGAAACACCGCACAAAUCUCAUGAAGGCCUCGAGGACUGGGCAAAACGACGAUGCAGUUUCGGUCAAUGGCUCUGUCAUGAGUUCGGCGUUCUCACUCGGCGAAUCUAUGGCUGACUCUGAGGCCACUGUUGGCGAGAAGGAUGUCGCAGAUGUCGCCGAAGGCCUGAAGACCACCAGCCUGGAAGAUGCAGAGCCUACAGAGGCUUCGACCGAAGACGACCGAAGCUCAGUUGCCACAUCCAAGGUCAUCACCGACCCGCUGCAAGACUGCUUAUUCUGCAACUAUAAGUCGCCGACCAUGCCGUUGAACUUGCACCACAUGGGUCGCUUCCACGGCAUGUUUGUCCCCGAGAAGGAGUUCCUGGCUAAUCCAGAGGGCCUUCUUAACUACCUCCAUAGCAAGAUCCAUGAGCAGCACGCUUGCUUGAAGUGUCACAAGGUCGUACACACAGCAUCCGGUAUUCAGACACACAUGCGCGACCGCGGUCACUGCAUGAUUGCGUUCGAGAGCGACGAGGAGCUCGUCGAAGUUGGCGAAUUCUACGACUUCAGCAGCACCUACGAUGACCAGGCCGCUUUCGACGAGAUGCAGGAUGAGGCAGAGGCUUCAGAUGACUCUGCAUCCACUACAGGAGGUGGUGUCAAGCUUGGAGCCAGGCGCGAGGCCAAGAUCACCACAGAGGAUGAUGCAGCCAUGUCCAGCGGCGAGGGUGACGAGGGUUGGGAAACCGACAGCACAGUUUCUAGUGUUCCAACAGACGAGAUCACAGCUGUGCCCAUUGACCGUUCCCACCGUCACAAGGGCCUGCACAAGUCUCGACACCACAACCAUGCAGACCCCCGACCCCACCGAGCCGCAGAUGGCUUCCACUCACACGCACAUGCCACACCCGUUGCUGUUUACCACGACGAAUAUGAGCUGCACCUCCCCUCUGGCCGAACUGCUGGUCACAGGUCGCUCAACAAGUACUACAGACAGAACUUGCGCAACUACCCUGGCGUCGCCGAGCGUAUGGAGAAUGCACAGCGCCGUCUCACUGCACCAGAAAAUGAUGAGGAUGGCGAUGCUGAGAUGGAAGAUGGUGAGGAGGGCCGUGGCCGCCAGAGCCGUGAGGUCAUUACACGUGCCAAUGGUGGCAUGGGUAUGAUUGGUGUUAGCGACAGCAAGAAGAAGGAAGUCGCUGCCCUUGAGAAGAAGCAGCAGAAGCAGGCCGACCGUGCGAGGAACAGGUACCAGGCUGGUAACGAAAAGAGGCACAACAUGCAGAAGCACUACCGUGAUCCGCUGCUGCAGUAG